This is a messenger RNA of Schistosoma intercalatum, 2212 nucleotides long. Lineage: Eukaryota; Metazoa; Platyhelminthes; Trematoda; Strigeidida; Schistosomatidae. The record is from the annotation of a GenBank genome assembly.
AGCGGUGCUUUUGCUUUCAAGGUCUGAUUUGUCGUGGAAUAUGACAAAGUCAAAGAAGAAAAAGUUGAAUUACACUGAAAUACGUAAACAACACUUACUUGAAGAUAAUGAAAAAGAAGAGAAAAUUCUUAAAAAAUUAUCGAAGAAGUUGAAAAUGAAUCGUAAUUCUACAAAAACUAAACAGAAAAAACAACAAACUCCACUAUGGUUAACACAAUGUGGAUUUGAUUGUACUGUUUAUUCUUCUCUUUUCAAUGUUAAAUUUAAUUUAAUUUAUAUUUUAGACAUACUAAAUUUCGAGAAACAAAUAAAUUUAGAAAAGGAUAAUACUGAUAGUAAUAACACUGUUCUAUGUACUACUGUUGGAGUAUCUUCAAAGAAAAAGAGUAAAAAACUUGAUUUAUAUGGUCAAAAUACAAAUAAUAGUAAUAAUAGUAGAUCAAUUACUGAUCAUGAUGAUCAACAUUCAGACGUUGAUUCAUUGUUAAAUGAACCGAUCCAGUGUACAGAUCUAUCUGUUAAUGAAAAAUUAAAUGAAGUUAAUAUUUCAAUGUUAAAUGAUAAUCAUGAUUUCAAUGAAACUCUAUGCAAAUCAAUACGUAGUUCAUUAAAUCGUUUAUCGGAAUCACAAAUGUCAAAAAUUAUUACAGAACUUUGUGAUUUAUUUAAUAAAUAUCCUCGUGCAUCUGUUCGAUCACAUUUAAUUGAAGAAAUAUGCAAUUUAAUAGAAUGUACACAAAUUAAUCGUCAUACUAAAAUUGGUUGGUUACAUCAAGAAUUAGCUAUAUGUAUUACUUGUAUUCAAAUUAUGUUACAUCAUUUAUUUCAAUCAAUACCUUUAAUUGGUUAUUUAAUUGAAUCAAUUAUUUUUCGAUUAUUUCCUAUCAAUAAUAAUAAUAAUAAAGCACAAUUAUCAUCAAAUGGAAUUUGUACAUAUUCUAUAUUUUUAGCUUAUUUGUAUCGUUUUGGAGUGAUCUCAGGUACUCUUAUUUUAGAUAUUUUGAAGGCGUAUAUACGUGAUUGCGACAUCGGAAAAGUGAAAGCUGCUCAUUUUAUUACAAUCGCGGUUGGUGUUAAUCUACGAAAAUCUAAUUUGAAUGUAUGCCAAGAAAUUAUUCAACAAGCAAAUUUUGAACUUGAAAAGCAUAAAUUACAAAACUUUGAAAUAGCAUUUGAAUUGGAGGGACUGAUUCAACGUCUUUCAGAGAAACGUUCUAUGGAGGAGUGUGUUACACGAUCAUUACAUUUACAGAAACUUAUAAGGGUAUGGACUAAAGGAUUGUCUGUUACUGAUGAUAUGUGUUUAACUGUUGGAUUAGAAGAUUUACUAAAUGCUUCAUCUACUGGUCGUUGGUGGUUAAUUGGUUCAGCAGUAAAUCGAUUAGUGAAUGAUAUUUCAUCUGUAAAAUCCAAAGAUGAUGAAAAAUCUAAACCAUCUUUAAAUCCUGAAAUGGUAGCCGUUGCAGAAAAACUUGGCCUACGUACAACUUCUCGUCAAUUAACAUUUAGUAUUUUAGUUUCUACUCCUGGUGGUCCAGAUGCUACAGCUUCAGCUUUACUCAAAUCUUGUCACACUUCCGCUAAUUCACCAGGUGUUCAACUUGUAGCAGGCAGUAUAGCCGGUAGAGAAAGGGAAAUGAUUCAUAUUUUAUUACACUGUGUUAUGUCUGAAAUGCCUUUCAAUCGUUUUUAUCCACGUGUAUUAGGUGGUAUUCUAAAUUGUCAUCGACGAUUUUUGAUGAUGAUCAAGUGUGGAUUUUGGGAUAUAUUAAAUAAUACUAAUUUAACAGUUAAAGCUAAAUCUAAUGCUGGUCAAGCUUUAGGUUUACUUUGUCUUGUUUAUAAUUUUCCAUUAACCGUACUAAAGAAUUACAAUUUUGGAGACACCAGUGAAGGAAAUAUUGCUUUCUUACAAUAUACAAUUAUGGAAUUAUGCACUGGCGAAUAUCAAAAUGUUUUAGCUAAAUUAUUGCAGUUAUCAGCGUAUACAAGACUUUGUCGAAAUUGUCGAAUAUUUAUGCGUAAACAUUUGAUUAAUGAAAUGGUUGCUGACGAUAAAUUUGACUCUAAUCUUAAAGCUAUUGUUACAAAACUUGUUUCAGAUAUGCGUGAAGCAGAAUCGUUUUGAGUUUUGUGAUUAUUAUUGCUUAAAUGGCAUUUUGUGUUUGUACAUAAUUAUUAUGUAUAUAAAUAAAUAUCCUAAUAAUUUGAC